This is a messenger RNA of Candidozyma pseudohaemuli, 1593 nucleotides long. RefSeq lists its product as uncharacterized. The coding region runs from base 1 to 1593 and encodes 530 amino acids. NCBI's taxonomy places the organism in Eukaryota, Fungi, Ascomycota, Pichiomycetes, Serinales, Metschnikowiaceae. The transcript has 4 exons. The record is from RefSeq and is a predicted model, not a curated record. Gene Ontology annotation, biological process: mRNA processing.
AUGCUUCCCACCAGCUUCACACACUUUGACAACCUUGACAGCUUACCAUACAUCGACUAUGACAUUACACCACAGGAAAGAAGAAGAGUCGAAGAGCUUGUCCAGAAUGAAGUAGCCCAACUCGACACGACAGAGGUACAUCCAGCAGCAGGCCCCGUACUCCCGCUUUCUUCAAGCAUGGACAGAUUUCGCCGGCCCCAACAGGGUGAACAGGCUAACCAGAACAAUCCAGAAUAUGAUAAUGCUGAGCCACCUGUCAUCCAGGGUAUCGAUAUGUCGAGGUACACAGAUUUCCAUGACGAUGAUGACAAUGAUGCCGAUAGCGAUAACCCAGACCACACCAACCAGGACCGCAUGUACACGUCCUUGGCUUAUUCGAUGCUACGGGAGCGCAACUCCCGCCUUGCCCUUCAAAACGACGGUAGCAUGGGUAGCAUACGAGAAGCCCACCUCGAACUGCUUCUGAAAACGGAGCUGCUGUAUCGCAACGAGUUGGAACGAAAACGCCGGCAAGUUGAAGAUAUCAAUGAGAUUCGAAAGAAGCGUCAAAUCGAUUUCCAGCCGAUAAACGAGCAUCUCGAGGAGAAAUGGCACGACGGUAUUAACUCCAUGAUCGACAUGGUGAAUAUCGCCGUCAAAAGCAACCCUGAAGCGCUUUUAAGAUCCUUCAAUGUCCAGGAUCGCCUUAUGCCCAACGAUGCCAUCAACAAUAUCCCCACUGAGUUCGUAAUUCCACCCAACGUGGUACCCCAGAGAGAACCUGUCGAGCAGGAUCGAGACAUUCAGCCUGCUGGUGUCGACCUAGCCCAUGCCGUGUUUGAAGACAGCCUUGACUCGCUUGGAACGGGGCCCUCUCUGCGACGCUCUAGAUCUCAUGUACUCAAUGGUGGAGUGCUACUACGGAGAGAGGAAAGAGCCUUGAGGAAUCUCACUCCGGAGGAAGCUCACCUGUGGGACAUGUUUGAGCAAGCACGAACAGGCGGUCUGGGCACCACUCCUGCCACUCCUGCCGAGGAUAAACCUAGAAGGAAACGGAGAAGGCGAGGAGAAGCCGCUGCGGAACCAGUGUCUGCCCAAUCUCCUCCAGAUGCCUCUCAAUCCCCAUCAGAGGCAGGUUCCUCUAGAAUUAGCUCGCUUAUGAGCCAGAUAAGGCUGAGGCCGAGAAGUUCAAUCACUGACGAGAGACCCGCUGUCCAGUUACCCUCUGUUGCCCCAACGAUGACUAGGAUGUCUCCGUUGAUCAGCCCGGUGACGAGUGACAGUGAAUCUGAACUUCGAAGACCAGCUUUCGAGCGCCCCGGGAGAGAGCUUACUCUCGAGCAAAAACGCAUAAUUCAGAAGCAUGUUCGUGAUAAUCUUCGUCCAUUGUAUACUCCAAAUGAUCCGACGAAGACUGGAACCAUCACUACAGAGGAUGAGUACAUCCGAAUCAACAAAAGCAUUUCCCGCAAAAUUUACUCGGCAAUACUUUCGCUGGGAGAGGAAGAAGGACCGCAAAUUUAUGAAGAUUAUUUUGAUAAUCCUAGCUCAAAGCUAAGAGAUUUGGUCGAUUGCUGUGUCCAGCGAGAACUAGCAGGUAUUAGAUAUGGGUAA